Messenger RNA from Closterium sp. NIES-65, 1359 nucleotides. The record is from the annotation of a GenBank genome assembly. NCBI's taxonomy places the organism in Eukaryota, Viridiplantae, Streptophyta, Zygnematophyceae, Desmidiales, Closteriaceae.
AUGGAGCGUAUCGUUAUCAGCUCAUGCGCGCUACCGUGCAGUGCAGCUUCUGCUGCUGCAUCGGCUCCUAUUCUUGCAUCUACUGCCGGAGACGGCGCUGCUUCGCGGAACGUUCGUCCAGUAUCUGCCGUCCAUCGGCACCAAUCCCAUCUGCCACGUGUGCAGACCAAUCGCACCCAAGGUCGCCACGUGGGUGAACUCCGCGUCCCCAUUGGACAGCUUGCCGCAGCGCGGUUCAUACCGUCGUCUCUACACCCCAGCUCCACCCAUCGCGUUCAUUGUACCGCGUCUGCUGGUAACGCGGACGGAACCGGGUCGAAUGAUGACAAAGGGGAGGGAGAGGGGGGAGAGGAGGCGGGGAAGGAGAGGGGGGGAAAUGGAGAACCUGAAAAGACAGAUGAGCGCAAGGACAAAGCCGCAGAUGUUACUAGCGGAUACGUCACUAGCGAGGAUGAAAGCGCGGACAUUGUGAGCAGCCUGGGGGAUUGGCGGGAGUUCCGCGCGCGCCUGAUCCGCGGGGAGGUUGGGGUGGCGGGGGAAGAGCCUGGCGCAUCUGGAGCAACGGACGGUGCAGAUGCGCUGACAGUGCCCGAGACGGGGUGUGUGCUGCUGGCGCACCCUAGGGCGUUCGGCGUGUCUCAGCAGUACUUCAACCGCGCUGUCAUCUUCCUUCUCAUGCACGGACCACAAGGGACUGCAGGCGUGAUACUGAACAGACCCUCGCAGUACACACUCGGGCAGCUUGCAGGCUUCGAGGAGCUCCUGCCGGAAUUUUCAGCCUGCCCGUUAUAUCUGGGCGGCGAUGUCGGCUCUACGUCCACGCACUGCCUGCACGGGGUGGCGGAGCUGGUGGGGGGGGAGGGGGGCGCGCGGGAGGUGUGUCCGGGGGUGUAUGUGGGGGGGUACUCGCGGAUCAAGGAGCAUGUGGCGAGCGGGCAGAGCAACAGCAUGGACUAUCGAUGGUUCGCCAGAUAUGCUGGGCAGUUGGAGCGGGAGGCGGCAGCAGGGGUGUGGUACCUGGGAGCAUGCUCACCAGAUUCCAUCCUGCAGCAUCUCAAAUUGGAGCGGGAGGUGGCAGCAGGGGUGUGGUACCUGGGAGCAUGCUCGCCCGACCUCAUUCUCAGGCAUUCCCUGAGAGAAACUGUCACUGUAGAGAGCGCAGGUGACGGUGGCAAUAGCGAGAUUGACAGUAUAGAGGCUGCAGAGAGGGGUGGUCAGAGCAGUGAGACAGGUGGUGUGGGGGGGAGGAGAGAGGGAGCAGUGGGUGUGAGUGGGAACACAGGGCUGUGGAGGGAGGUGAUGGAGUUGAUGGGGGGAGAGUAUGCUGUCCUGUGUAAACAGGCAGACGGGGAGCUGUAG